This is a messenger RNA of Spodoptera frugiperda (fall armyworm), 4052 nucleotides long. RefSeq lists its product as uncharacterized. The transcript has a single exon. Lineage: Eukaryota; Metazoa; Arthropoda; Insecta; Lepidoptera; Noctuidae. The record is from RefSeq and is a predicted model, not a curated record. The coding region runs from base 78 to 989 and encodes 303 amino acids.
GCGUGCGCGCUCACCGUACGGACGUGUGUAGGUAUCGAUACGUAACAACCAGUGAACAAAAAUAUUAUUAUUACAAAAUGGUGCAAUGUAAGAAGUGCAACCUUUUUGUAUCCUUAGUAAAGGAUGACAUAGUGAAGUGCAAAGGUGAAUGUGGUAAUGUUUACCACAAAAAAUGUGUAAACAAAAAGUUUAUGAAUAAUGCAACUUGCGAUGACUGCCAAUUAAAUAAAUGCAGUCCUAAACAAUCCGGAGAUGACGUAAAGUUAACUCUAAACCCCAGGGAAGAGUCUGGUGAAAACGUGUUGGCCGAAGUAAAUAAGAAAUUGGCGGUGAUUUAUAACUUGGAUAAGAAGAUAGAAGAACUUACCAAAAGUGUGGAAUUCUAUGCUGAUAUGUACCAGUCCUUACUAGAAUAUAAGGAAGAGUCGCAGAAGAAAAUCAAGGCAUUAGAACAAAAGAAUGUAUAUCUUGAAAAAUGUAAUAAAGCAUUAGAAGAAAGAGUACAAGAGAUAGAAAUGAGAGAUAAAGAAAAAAACCUUGAAAUACACGGACUAGAGAAAUGCGGCAACGAAAACACCAAACAAGUUGUUAAAAAACUUGCUGAAAAACUAAAACUUGACCCAAAUGAAAUCGAAGAUGCACAGAGGGUAGGCCAAGAAAAACCAGAUGAUACAAAGCCCAAGAUUGUGCUGGUUACCUUACGGUCUAAGUCUGCUCGCAAUAACUGGAUGCUUGUGAAGAAGGAUACUAAAAUAUAUAAUGAUAAGGUCUAUGAUAACGGCAGUGAAAGAAGAAUAUAUUUUAACGAAGAUUUGCCAAAGUAUAAGCGACAACUUCUAUGGGCGGUGAGAAAUAAGCUUAAGCCGAAAGGUUACCAGUAUAUAUGGGUGCAAAAUUGCAAUAUCUUGGUUAAAAAGAAUACUGAGGAGAAAAAAAUCUACAACAUAAGGUCGGAAGACGAUUUGAAAAAAUUCGACGAAUGUACCUAAACAUCGCGCAUAAGGCGGCACGCAACACACUACGUGAUAAUGAUCAGCAACAUUCGAUCGUAUAGAUGACAUUCCUAAUGACAUAAACUUCAAUAGAUAUUAUGAUAUGAUGGCUUUACAUAAAUACCUAACUCAGAAUACAUGGAACACUCAUAUUCUACACCUAAACAUAAGAUCUCUUCGAAAACACUUCAAUGAAUUAAUAGUAAUGUUGGAUAAAAUUAAAUAUAACAUAGAUAUAUUGAUUUUAAGUGAGAUAAAUAUAAAGAAAGAAGAACUACAGAUAUAUCAAAUAGUUGGAUACAAUACUUUUAUACAUACUAGAGAAACCAAACGAGGAGGUGGAUUGUUAAUAUAUUUUAAGAACAGUUUAAAUUUUGAAGCUGCAGUAGUAAAUACAAGGGAAAUAGAAACAAUACAUGGUCAAUUGAUUAAUGGGAAGGACAAAACUCAUAUAGUUGCGAUUUACAGACCACCUGCAAAUAAUAAAUUAAUAUUCAUCCAGCAAUUAAAUGCCCUAAUAAAAUCCAUUCCAUCAUCUGAAAAUGUUAUCGUGAUUGGCGACACUAAUAUUAACAUCUUAAAUGACACGACAAACCCUACCGUAACAAGAUACAAAAACGCCCUGUGUGGAUGCGGCCUGCUGUGUGCAAUACCUAGCGACGAAAUAACGCGCGAAGCGAUCGCGGACGGCCGGCUCGAGACUUCGUGUUUGGAUCACAUCUGGGUGCGAGCGAGACGGAGCGAGUGCGACGCGAGCGCGUAUGUGCUUGAGUCGCGCAUUGCAGACCAUCACGCAGUGGGGAUAUCGUUGAAGUUAUGUGUGAGUGACAACGAAAAUCAGUGUGUGAGUGCCAGUAGUAAUAAUAAUGGUGUGCGCGAAGUGAUUUGUAACAAAACUGUGAAACAAAAACUGGAUGAAUAUGACUGGACUCAGUUGCUUAAUAUAUCAUGUCCGAUAGUUUUAUAUGAGACUAUGUGCAAUGUAUUUGAAAGGAUUUAUAGGGAAAGUACAGUUAAAGUUACGUUAGGUAAUAAGAAAACAAUAAGACAACCAUGGGUAGAUAAAGAUUUAUAUACAAUGUUAUUGCGAAAAGAUUGUUUAUUUAGAAUAUGGAAAGUUGAUCCGAAGAAUAUGAACAAGCGAUUAGACUAUACAAAAUUUAGAAAUAAAGUAAACAAACUAAUUAUUAUGGCAAAAAAUAAUUACAGACAGGAACAAAUUAGGAAAUGUAAUGGAGAUUUUAGAAAAAUAUGGCAGAAUAUAAAUGAAUGGUUAGGACGUAAUAAGACUAGCUCAGGUGAUGUCAUAUUAAGGCAUUUAGGUAAAAUAGAUAGUAUAGAACAAAUUUGUACAAAUUUCACUAAAACAUUUACGGAGGAAAUAAAGGCGAUUAAACAUACAUGUAACUUGAAAUUCUUAGAUAGAAAUAAAUAUGUAAUACCGAGUGAAGUGAGUUAUAGGUAUAAAAAAGUCUCCUCGGAAGAAGUAGAAAAGGUUAUAAGGAACUUGUCAUGUGAAAAAGCACCCGGUUCCGAUGCAAUACGAGCGCAGGACAUUAUUUAUAUACAAAAGCGAAUAAGUCCGGUUCUAGCAUUAUUUAUAAACACCUCAUUGACUAGUGGAAUCUAUCCUGACAAAUUAAAAAACGCAAUUAUCCGUCCUAUUUAUAAAUCAGGUAGUCAUUUAGAUUAUGCGAAUUACCGGCCUAUCGCAAUAUUAUCAGUUAUAGAUAAAAUAAUCGAAAAAAUAGUUGUAGGUCAGAUCAGCGGGUUUUUGGAAAAUCAUAAAAUACUAUGUGACACUCAACAUGGUUUCCGUAGAGGACGAAACACGGUCUCGGCUCUUUUAGGUUUCUCUGACUACAUUAAUGAGUCUCUGGAUUCUGGGAAACAGGUUUUGGCGCUUUUCAUUGACUACAAAAAGGCAUUUGACACACUAGACCAUGAGAUAUUAUUACAGGCAAUGGAUGAAUGCGGAAUACGCGGUCCCACAAAUAAAUGGUUUAAAGACUACCUAACCAAUAGAAAGAUAAAUACCUUCAUAUCUGGCAAGUCAGGGAAAGAGGCGGUUGUAGAAUUGGGUGUGCCGACUGGAUCUGUGUACGGGCCAGUAGGAUAUAUAAUGCAUGUAAAUGGUGUGUCAAAUGUCGUAGAGAAGUGUAAGGUAUUUAUGUACGCUGAUGAUAUGUGCCUUAUAUAUGCAUCCAGAGAUAUAACCGAAGCUCAGAAGUAUAUACAGAAUGACUUUGAAAACAUCAGUAAAUGGGCACAUGACAAUGGAAUUAUAUUAAACCAUAAAAAAACGAAAUGUAUGCAUAUAUACUCGCCAUAUAAUCGGAAUGCUAAAUCUGUAAAUACUGAAUCUGUCGCAAUUUUAGGGCAUACAUAUGAAUGUUUACACAGAAACAAAUAUAACUGUAAUUGUAAUAAACUAGAAUAUGUACAACAAUUUCGAUACUUAGGCCUAACAGUAGAUAACAAUUUCAGUUGGAAAUUGCAUGUAAACGACAUUUGUAACAGACUAAGGUCUGUGUUAUGUAAGUUUUACCACCUAAAAUUUGUAUUAAACAAAAAGACGUUAAGAUUAGUUUACUUCGCACUUGCAGACUCGCUGUUAAGUUAUGGACUUCUUGUGUACGGCCGAACAUUCAAAACAUAUUUAAAAGACAUUAAAGAUAUACAAAUAAGACUGCUAAAGUUCCUAGUAAGUAGAAAUGUUAAAGCUGAGUGCAAUAAAGAGUAUGAUAGAUUGUUUCCCAUUUGUAAAAUCAUACCCGUUGAUAAAAAAGUUGAAUAUUUAAUUGGACUGGAAUAUUAUUAUAAGGAAAUGUAUAAAAUUAACGUUAAGAACAAAUAUAAUACACGUAGGGUUAGAGAAAACCAACUGGCUGUGCCAAAAAUUAAAAACUAUUAUGGUAAAAGAACAUCCGCCUACUUAGUACCUAAAGUGUUUAACAAGUUAGAUAUAUUAAGAGAAGAAGGAAAGAAAUAUAGUAAAGGAUCUCUAAAGUCAAAAUUAAAAAGAAUGUUGUUAGAGUUAAGGAGGUAAAUUAUUAUUGU